AUGUUUGCUGCCAACCAACAAGCAACAUCUCGGAAAUCCUUCUUGAUCGGUGGCAUUGUCGUCAUCGCCUUCAUCCUUCUCUUUGUCGUCGUGGUUGUUAGAACAAGGCCAGUUAGCCAACCUGAAACCAAGGGUGAUAAAUCUCUAUUAGAUGAUACCAACAAAUCGGCUUCCAAAUUGCAUUAUGGGAUAGUUAUUGACUGCGGAAGCAGCGGCAGUCGCAUCUACGUCUAUUACUGGCCCCCACAUUCUGGAAAACCUGGUGAGCUGCUCAACAUCCAACAGCUACGAGAUGGUGUCGGAAACUUAGUUGUGAAGAAAGUCGCACCUGCUGGAAUAUUGCUGAGUGCAGAGGAUACUCCACAUGACGCCAGUGACCACAUAGCUAAACUUCUCCAGUAUGCAUCUCAGUACAUCCCCAAGGAACACCACAAGGAGACGCCAUUGUACAUUCUGGCAACUGCUGGCAUGAGGAUGAUACCGGAAAGAGCUCAAAAGGCCAUCUUGACGGACUUGUUAACAGACAUCCCCAAGCUGUUUGACUUCCAGGUGGCUGAGAACCACUUUGAGGUGAUCAGUGGUAAGCUGGAAGGAGUGUAUGCUUGGAUCGCUGUCAACUAUGUCCUCAACAAGUUUUCCCAUGGCCCAGAAGACCAUGCUCUGGUCAGUGUGAAGCUGCCAGGUCAAGGCGGGAAGACCCAUCUGCGUAGACGGACAGUCGGCAUGAUCGACAUGGGGGGAGGGUCAGUGCAGAUAGCUUUUGAAGUUCUCAAUGAGAGGGAAGAGCUGCCCAAGCACCUGAUUGCAGAAGUGAACCUAGGCUGUCAAGACUCGGACACAGAACACAUAUACCGGGUGUAUGUGACCACCUUCCUCGGAUACGGAGCCAACUCCGCUCGGGAGAGAUAUGAGGAGAAGCUACUGAAAGAGGGUGCCAAAUUAGGAGACAGUAGACCUGGCCAGAACGCGAGCUACCCAGUUCUAGAUCCAUGCCUCCCUCAGUCAAUGCCGCUGGAGAGUGAAGAUGACAAGAGUGUGAAGCACUACUUCAAGGGCACUGGCAGCUACGAUGAGUGUCGGACAGCCCUCAAGCCCCUCCUCAACCUCACUGUCCCCUGUCCACAGGAACCCUGCUCUAUGAACGGCGUCAGUCAGCCCUUGAUUGACCACGCACGUUCCAGCUUCUAUGGCUUCUCCGAGUUCUGGUACACCAUGGAAGAUGUUUAUCGUAAAGGCGGCAAUUACAGCAGUACAGUUUUCAAUAAAUAUUCUUCAGAGUUUUGUGGCUCAAGUUGGUCUCAAUUAUCUAAAUGGUACGAACAGCAUUUGUACCCAAAGGCUGAUGACGCUAGAUUCAAAUACCAGUGUUUCAAGUCAGCGUGGCUAUCCACGGUCUUCCACAAUGGUUUCAAGUUUCCUGAUGAGUACAGGAAUCUGAAAUCUGCUCAACUGAUCAAUAACAAAGAUGUUCAAUGGACAUUAGGAGCUCUCAUCUACAGGACACGGUACAUCCCUCUCAGGGACAUAGAAAAGCAUCAGUUGGAGUACCAAACUGGGCACAAGCCAUCCUCGUUCCGUAUGUCCAGACUGUUCUACAACGAGUACCUCAUCCUUGUGUGUUUCUUCAUCGUCCUCGCCUCCAUCGUGCUUUACAUGCAGAGACUGAGACUGUGUCCCAAGGGGAAGGACAUCCGUCGUGUCCCAUCCAUGUCCUACUUCCUGACAGAGGAGGACCAGAUGGAACAGGGAAAGAAGAGCUACGUUUACUUGUGAUGUCCUCUCAUGUUAGGCAGUCAAUGAAGGACAUCCGCCGUGUCCCAUCCAUGUCCUACUUCCUGACGGAGGAGGACCAGAUGGAACAGGGAAAGAAGAGCUACGUCUACUUGUGAUGUCCUCUCAUGUUAGGCAGGCAAUGAAG
Molecule: messenger RNA, 1918 nt
Organism: Haliotis rubra (blacklip abalone)
Lineage: Eukaryota; Metazoa; Mollusca; Gastropoda; Lepetellida; Haliotidae
Product: ectonucleoside triphosphate diphosphohydrolase 4-like
Exons: 9
Coding region: 1-1773 (590 amino acids)
Biological process (GO): nucleoside diphosphate catabolic process
Cellular component (GO): membrane
Molecular function (GO): nucleoside diphosphate phosphatase activity
Source: RefSeq, a predicted model, not a curated record